CCUGAGGCCAGCCUCGCUUACAUACCCCUCCACCAGUCUCGCUACCGGUGGCCGGAGGAGGAAUAGGCUAAUUAUUCCGCGUGCCCGCCGCUGGCUGGCCGAGACCACCAGCCACCAUGGACGCCGCCGAGGCUAAGCCAACACCAGUAACGGCCACGCCGUCACGGCCGCGCGCGCAGCCGCCGGUGAACCCCUGGUCGACGGGGCUGUUCGACUGCAUGGAGGACCCAGGCAUCUGCUGCCUGACGUGCAUCUGCCCGUGCAUGACGUUCGGGCUGAUGGCGGAGAUCGUGGACCGGGGGGCGACGUCGAGCGGCGCGAGCGGGGCGAUGUACAUCGGGAUGGGGGUCAUGACGGGGUGGGGGUGCCAGUGGAUCUACACCUGGUUCUACCGCACCAAGAUGCGCGCGCAGUACGGCCUCCAGGAGACCCCCUACCCGGACUGCUGCGUCACUGGCUUCUGCGAGCCCUUGGCCAUCUGCCAGCAGUUCCGCGAGCUCAGGAACCGAGGCUUCGUCAUGGACAUCGGAUGGCACGCGAACAUGGAGCUGCAGCAGCAGCAGGGGCGUGGCGGCAACGCGGCCACGGUGCCGCCGGCCAUGCACGUUGAUGGAAUGACCCGUUGAUCGAUGAUCUAAGUUCUGUGCUAGCUAGCUACCAACCUGUCGGAUCCAU
This is a messenger RNA of Lolium perenne, 675 nucleotides long. RefSeq names its product cell number regulator 2. The record is from RefSeq and is a predicted model, not a curated record. Lineage: Eukaryota; Viridiplantae; Streptophyta; Magnoliopsida; Poales; Poaceae.